AAGGUAAUAAUUUAUUUUCCACUUGUGAAACGUUAUCUGCGCACUAGCAAAGCUGUGGGGACAGUAAAAGCUGCAGAGUGCAAACACAUUCAUCGUAUCACAAGCUGCAGAUUCACACAAUCAUCGUCAUCAUAUUUCAUAUCACUUGCAAUUGUGACUUGUUUUUUGUUUCUUUGUCACUGAAACAAAAAUUGAAUCAGAAUGGAAGGGACGAACAGAUGCUCUGCAAAUUACGUUCCAUUAACACCCAUCAGCUUCUUGAAAAGAUCAGCGAUUGCUUACAGAGACAGGCUCUCUAUUAUAUAUGGUGAAAAUGUCAAGUUUACAUGGAAGCAGACUCUUGAGAGGUGCACUCGACUCGCUUCGGCUCUCUCCCAACUCGGCGUUUCACCCGGUGAUGUUAUUGCUGCUUUGGCCCCAAAUGUUCCCGCCAUGUAUGAGCUACAUUUUGGAGUUCCUAUGGCAGGAGCAGUUCUUUGUACACUUAAUAUACGUCAUGAUUCAGCUAUGGUUUCAGUGUUACUGAAACAUUCAGGUGCCAAAAUCAUAAUUGUAGAUUACCAAUUCCUUGAUAUUGCAAAAGGAGCACUGGAAAUUCUAUCAAAGACUGUCACUCAGCUGCCUCAUCUUGUAGUCAUCUCUGAGUCUGAUAAACCAUCAGACUCUAAUACUGAAAUCUGUUUCUCAAUAACCUCGGAGUAUGAGUCUCUUUUAGCAACGGGAAGCUUGGAUUUUGAAAUACGACUUCCGCAUGAUGAAUGGGAUCCCAUAUCACUUAAUUAUACUUCAGGAACGACAUCAAGCCCAAAAGGUGUGGUAUAUAGUCAUAGAGGUGCAUAUCUAAACUCUUUGGCCGCCGCCCUUCUUAAUGAUAUGUCUUCUAUGCCUGUCUACUUAUGGGCGGUUCCUAUGUUUCAUUGUAAUGGCUGGUGUCUUACUUGGGCUAUUGCUGCUCUAGGUGGAACAAAUGUCUGUCUAAGAAAUGUCACUGCAAAAAAUAUUUUUGAUAGCAUAACCUUGCACCAUGUUACACAUAUGAGUGGUGCACCUACAGUUUUAAAUAUGAUAGCAAAUGCGCCACCUGAAGUCAAUAAAGCAAUUCCGGGAAAGGUGAUGGUGAUGACCGGUGGUGCACCACCGCCUCCUCAGGUCAUUUUUAAGAUGGAGGAGCUAGGAUUCAGUGUCACUCAUUCAUAUGGUCUGACAGAAACAUAUGGUCCUGGGACCGUUUGCUCCUGGAAGCCAGAGUGGAAUACCCUGCCUCCUGAUGCACAAGCAAAGAUCAAGUCUCGUCAAGGAGUGCAUCAUAUUGGCUUGGAAGAAGUUGACGUCAAAGAUCCUACUACUAUGAAGAGUGUACCUCCAGACGCGAAAACAAUAGGCGAGGUUAUGUUCAGAGGCAACACUGUGAUGAACGGGUACUUGAAAGAUCGUCAGGCAACAGAAGAUGCUUUCAAAGGUGGGUGGUUUCGAAGUGGUGACUUGGGUGUAAAACACGAAGAUGGUUACAUUGAACUAAAGGAUCGCUCGAAAGACAUCAUUAUUUCUGGAGGGGAAAAUAUAAGCACGAUAGAGGUAGAAGCUGUGCUUUUUAGUCAUCCAGCAAUUCUUGAAGCAGCUAUCGUGGGAAGACCUGAUGAUCAUUGGGGAGAAACCCCUUGUGCAUUCGUGAAGCUGAAGGAUGGGUGUGAUAUUACUGGUAAUGAGAUCAUCAGUUAUUGUCGGAGUCGCUUGCCUCAUUACAUGGCUCCUCGUACUGUGGUUUUUGAGGAUCUGCCCAAAACUUCAACAGGAAAGACCCAAAAGUUCAUACUUAGGCAAAAGGCUAGAGCUAUGGGAAGCCUUCCAAAGAGCACUACCAGCAAAUUAUAAGUUCCUAAAUGAAGCUUGUCGCUUCAACAAUUCAGAAGAAUUUGUGCUGUCACAUGGCAGCUAAAUAUACAGUAUCCAUAUGUAUUGUGCUGUUAAGAAGCAUCUUUCAUGAAUGUAUAAUAAUGUAUUCCUGUGGAGUAUUGAAGCUUGCUGAAAUACAUGGACUUGGACUUCCUGUCUUUACUGUUUA
This is a messenger RNA of Daucus carota subsp. sativus, 2062 nucleotides long. Its product is annotated as butanoate--CoA ligase AAE1. The transcript is spliced from 2 exons. The record is from RefSeq and is a predicted model, not a curated record. Bases 202 to 1872 code for a protein of 556 amino acids. NCBI's taxonomy places the organism in Eukaryota, Viridiplantae, Streptophyta, Magnoliopsida, Apiales, Apiaceae.